This is a messenger RNA of Miscanthus lutarioriparius, 2223 nucleotides long. The record is from the annotation of a GenBank genome assembly. Lineage: Eukaryota; Viridiplantae; Streptophyta; Magnoliopsida; Poales; Poaceae.
AUGGCGACCACCAUCACCAGGCUCUUGCACCACCUAGCACUCUUCCUCCUCGUUGUCCAGUUCGCCGACGCAGUUCUCACCCCAAAGACCAAGAACCACGCUGCUCUGAAGCCUCAGUCAUCGAGCACCACCUACAUCGUCCAUGCCAACGACCUCGCCAAGCCGCCCCACUUCGGCUCCCUGGAGGAGUGGUACCAUUCCAUGGUGACCACCCACGCCUCUUCCACUCGGGCGGCGAGCUCCAGCGGCAUCCUGUACACCUACGACACCGUCAUGCACGGCUUCGCGGCCCAGCUCACUGGCGACGAGGCCCGGCUCAUGUCCAGCGCGCCCGGUGUCAUCGGCAUGUACAAGGACAGGGUGCUGUACCCUCAGACCACGAGGUCGCCUGGGUUCAUGGGCCUCCAACCCGGCAACGGCGCCUGGAAGCAGACCGACUUCGGUGACGGCGUCGUCAUCGGCUUCAUCGACACUGGCAUAUGGCCCGAGAACGCGAGCUUCAACGACAGCGGGCUCGGCCCAGUCCGGUCGAGCUGGCGGGGCAAGUGCGUCGACGCCCACGGCUUCAACGCUAGCUUGUGCAACAACAAGCUAAUCGGCGCCAAGGCCUUCCACGCUGCCGCGGACGCCAUGGCGGGGAGCGCGAGCAGCACGUACCUGGCCUCGACUGUACAGUCCCCGAGGGACAAGAACGGACACAGCACGCACGUGGCCUCGACGGCCGCCGGCUCUGAGGUCCAGAACGCCAGCCUCUACACGUUCUCCCAGGGUACCGCGUGGGGAAUGGCACCCAGGGCGAGGAUUGCCAUGUACAAGGCAUGCGACGACAAAGGCGAAUGCCAGAAUGCGGACAUCGUAGCAGCGGUGGAUGCUGCGGUGAAGGACGGCGUUGACAUCGUUUCCAUGUCCCUCGCAAACCUUAGUCCCAUACCCUUCCACGAUGACGAGAUCGCAAUCUCCACGUUCGGUGCGGAGCGCAAACGCGUCUUCGUCGUCCUCGGCGGCGGCAAUGGAGGCCCGCGGGCAUCUACCGUGAGCAACUCGGCGCCGUGGAUGACCACCGUAGGCGCCUCCACCGUGGACCGGCUGUUCCCGGCGCACCUCACGCUCGGGGACGGGGUCGUGCUCGCCGGGCAGUCCCUUUAUACCAUGCAUGCCAAAGGGCACGCCCAUGAUCCAAAUCGAGAUGGUUCCGCAACCUAUUCCUUCACCCUUCCGGGUCUCACGCUCAGCUACACCGCUGGCGAGAAGCUCAGGGCGUACAUGGCCUCGGUGCCCUAUCCGGUGGCGUCCUUCAGCUUCGGCUGUGAGACGGUCAUCGGCCACAAGAACCGGGCGCCGGUGGUGGCGGCAUUCUCGUGGCGAGGCCCCAACCCUGUAGCACCCGAGCUCCUCAAGCCCGAUGUCGUCGCGCCGGGAGUGAACAUUCUUGCGGCCUGGUCGGGCGACCAGAAAAGCAACAGCGACGCGCCACUAGCGGAUUACCCCGGAGUCCCCGUCCCCGACGGGACGAGAGUGAACUACAACAUCAUCUCGGGGACUUCCAUGGCAUGCCCGCACGUCGCUGGCAUCGCGGCGCUGAUCAAGAAGAAGUAUCCAAGCUGGACGCCGGUCAUGGUACGGUCGGCGCUGAUGACGACCGCCGCGACGGUUGACAACAGAGGCGGAGACAUCCUCGACAAUGGGCACGGGGCCACCGUGGGCCGCACCGACAACGUCAGGAUCGCGACGCCGCUGGUGGCCGGGGCCGGGCACGUCCAGCUGGACCCGGGUCUCGUCUACGACGCCGGCGCGCGCGACUACGUCGACUUCCUCUGCGCCCUGAACUACACCGCGAAACAGAUGCGGCGAGCCGGCGAUUCGUUCCGGACUUCUUGCACGGGAACGCUCGCCGGCGGCCCCGCCGGCCUCAACUACCCGUCAUUCGUCGUGGCUUUCGACAGCCGCACCGACGUCCGCACACUGACACGGACGCUGACCAAAGUGUCCGAGGAGGCAGAGACGUACAAUGUCACUGUCGUGGCGCCGCAGCACGUGAAGGUGACCGUCACGCCGACAACCUUGGAGUUCAAGGAGCAUAUGGAGACGAGGAGCUACUCGGUGGAGUUCAGAAACGAAGCCGGAGGGAACCAGGAGGCAGGCGGGUGGGGCUUCGGGCAGAUCACCUGGGCGAACGAGAAGCAUAAAGUCAGGAGCCUGGUGGCGUUCCAGUGGAACAACUGA